AUGCUGCCUCCCAUGAAGCGACCAUCAUCAAGGAAGAAUGAGGCUGAUGAGGAUGGCGAGCCGGAGACCAAGAAGAGGCCAGCAGCUUCCAGUGGAAGCAUGAACAAGGCGAUCAAUGCGCUGAAGCAUGGCCUCAAAUCUUCAAGCUCCAAGAAGGACGAGGACGACAACGAUGAAGAGUCUGUUGGAGAUGAUGCGGAGGAAUCUCACCUCCGCGACAAAGGAAAGAAUUUGAAAUUUAACUCGAUGAGGAGGAGUUUGCCGGCCCACAUCAUUCACCUCUACGACACCGAGGCCCUUUCGAAGCCAAGUCCUCGCGAGUUCAGGACGCAGGUGAUCAACCAGCUGUUCACGAAGUUGAAGAACGGCAGAUACUCGUUGAACGCGGAGAAACCUAUGUUUCAAGAGGCCAAGAAGCUCUACGAGCGCAAAUACGGCAAGGAUUCCGAGACCGGAUUGCCGAAGAGUGUGUUGAAAGGGCUCUACUUUCAGAACUCGGAGAGCGCCUUUCAAGAAGCCAUUAGCAGUGGCGACGUGUAUGUCAUGAACUCCGAGGAUGGUGUGGAGUUCUUUGGCUUUCGCAAGAUCGAAGCUGGGCGCGAGAGGGGCACUACUCGGGAACAGAGUGUCCUCAAGGAGAAGAAGAUCACAGCUGAUCAGUCCAACUGCUUGGAGGACUUGUUGGAGCAGCUGAAUUGGAGCUUCAAUUGGAAGAAGACGGACUCGAAGUCCAUGGUCGAAGGAGAGAAGCUUCCUGAGUCAGUUCUGAAGCUGCUCACACAGGCCAUCACCAGUGAGACCAAGCUGUCGGGCGAUGCUUUCAAGCUUCUCAAGAAGAUUGGCGACGAUGGCGGCGCAGACUACAAGGGUUUGAAGCUCCUGUACACCGAGAGCCAGACGCAUUUGUCAUCAAGGACUUCAAGGAGUUUCCUGGCGAGAAGGACCCCCCUCUGA
Molecule: messenger RNA, 954 nt
Organism: Durusdinium trenchii
Lineage: Eukaryota; Dinophyceae; Suessiales; Symbiodiniaceae
Source: the annotation of a GenBank genome assembly